AUGGCAGAAUCUUUCAGGUGUCCACUCUAUGCUAUUAGUCCAUCUUCAACAAUUUACACUACAUACCAAGACGAGAGUAGUGAUGAGUACGGUUACGCUACCGUCAUCGCCAAUGAGAGCGCAUUCCAUACCAUUCGCAAAGAUAGCCAACAAAUGGGCGGUUUGAGGCGUGUCGAUUGUUGCAGUAAUCUUUUGGAUAAAUCUUUUAUGUCCGAGGAGGAACAAUCUCAACUCAUAAAAAAGCUAACAAUGUUGAGCAAAAAUCCAUCAAAGAGAGCGCUCACGCCUCCACCACAAUUCAUACCAAUCUGCACAUCCACCCCAAUUGUACGAAGUUGCAUAGAUAUUCCAACAACAACGGAUAGCGAAGAAAAACUACAUUUCUUCAGGAUGCAGGAUAGACAACUGUCGGUCCCCACUUUCAAACCACCUCCACCACCUAAAGAGAGUGUAUGCAAAGAUGAUUUGGUUGUUCUGAAUGAUAGGGAAAGGUUUUGGGAGGUUGAGCUGCCAAGGGAUUACUCUAAAUACAUUGAAGAUACCGCAACAUUGAUAGCCAGGGACGAGACCACACUACUUCUGGAGAACAAACCCAACGUACUAAACGAAACCUACAUUGAAGAAGUAACUAUCUAUGCUGAUCCCGGUACAGAAUCGCCAAUUACUAGAAACAAUACGUUUGUAAAGAAGGCUAAGGAAGCCGUAAAGAUUCUUUGGAAACUACGACAAGAACUUCUCAUGUCACAAAGUGUCACUGUUUAG
This is a messenger RNA of Cylicocyclus nassatus, 762 nucleotides long. The record is from the annotation of a GenBank genome assembly. Lineage: Eukaryota; Metazoa; Nematoda; Chromadorea; Rhabditida; Strongylidae.